GAACGUCAGUGUUUACAUCAGCUAACCGGAAGAGAGUCCAGGCAACAUGGUAGAAAUGUGAUAUUUUAGCAGCCAUUAUCGCCAUUCUUCUACGGGCUAUUUAAAGCGAUGUAAAAGGAUGAUUUGCCCCCAAAUUGACCUGUUAUAUUGAGAUACAAGGGAAUAAUAUUUUCCCACACUUUGUAUUUAAUUUGUAGUCACCCGAUGUCUAAAAUCAGCGCCAGAAAUGUCCAAAUCUGCCUUACCUUCUCUUCAUCAAGCACUGAAGAAAAGCUUCCAAAGUCUUGAAAACAACCAGAGGAUAUGGAAGAGCGUGUUGGCUGAGUGUAGCCCUCUGAUGGUUUCCCUGGAGAACUUGGCAGAGCAGUCGCGAGCGCUUUCUAACGUCCAGAUCUCUAACACACCGCUCAGAGACUUUCCUGAGCUGGAGGAGAGGCUGCGUUUUAAGCUCCUGCAAGCCACGGAUACAGUGCUCUCCAAACUCAACGAGAAGAUGUCUUCUCUGCAGUCUGUCAGAGACUCCAUCAGUAACCAGGUCUCUGCAGUCCUCCAGCUUUACGAGCAGAACUCAGACAGCCUGGAUCUUGCAGCUCUGACAGAGCGCUCAGCCACCGCCCCGUCUGUCUCAGACAUGCUGGGGUGGCUGCAGGAUGCAGAGCGUCACUAUCGACAGCAGUUUCUUAGGAGGAAGGCUCUGCUGCAGACAGUCAGAGCGGAUGAUCUGUCCGGGUUAGAAAAUGCUCCCAAAAGAUGGAAAUCAAUGGAGUCUUCCAGUGCUGAAGACCAAAUCACAGAUAUACUCUGCAAAGUUUCCUUUUUUGUUGAGUCCCAAUGACAGAAGAAAGAUCAUUGUAAGUGGAACUCACCUGUAACUGAAACAGAAGACUGGGAUUGUAAAAGGAGUGUUGUUCAAAUGCACGCAAACCUCAAAGACUGGAUCGUUUGUUUUGCGUGUGAACGUGCCUGGACAUGUUCGUGAAUUGGGAGUUUUUUAGAUGACACUGUCAUCACUUUGGACUUGAUAUAUGACACAGUGAAGUCACUAUUGCUCGACUACAUUGCACAAAUAUAACAUAUUUGUUUUAGCUAGUUAGUACACAAAAUGAUAAAGACAACUUCAAAACAGUUAGUGAAGCAAGCUUUUACAAACCUGUUUUAUUUCACACUUUGAAUGUAGGAACACUCAGUGAAGGCUUUAUGUGACAGAUCAGAAGGUAACAUUGACAUCAGAAUAUAAACUGCUCAUGUAAAUCACUGCAAUCAUCACAACACAAGCCAUCAUAGAAGCCAUCAUCACUGUCAUCAUGUACGUCUUGUGAUUCAACACAGGCUUUCUUCAGGCUCUUCUUUGAAUCUCAGUGCGGUCAAAGCAGAGACUGUAUAGAAGAAGUGGACGUAAACACCUUCAUGAGACACACUGAUCCCUUAAAACCCUGGAAUGAGCAUUUUUGUUAUCACCAUAUUGGUUUGUUGGGGCCAGAAGUGCCAGAAAUUGUGGAUAGACAGCGCUUUGUGUCAUUCUUAGUCACCCCCCUGCUGGCCAUUAGGAAGAAUCCAGCUUUAAGGUACUUCAACAUUCGCUUCACUUUUCAAACCAAGAGGCUAGGUCCACUUCUUUUACACAGUCUGUGAGUAAAAGUCACAUUUCAAACAAACUUGAAUGUUUUUAUUACUGCAGACAUGUUUGACAUUAAAAAGAGAUACAAAAUAAGCAAAA
Messenger RNA from Notolabrus celidotus (New Zealand spotty), 1717 nucleotides. It is a transcript of the gene airim, whose product is annotated as c19h1orf109 homolog (H. sapiens). Gene Ontology annotation, cellular component: nucleus; cytoplasm. The record is from RefSeq and is a predicted model, not a curated record. The coding region runs from base 227 to 835 and encodes 202 amino acids. The transcript is spliced from 4 exons. Lineage: Eukaryota; Metazoa; Chordata; Actinopteri; Labriformes; Labridae.